Paramecium pentaurelia is the source of this 570-nucleotide messenger RNA. The record is from the annotation of a GenBank genome assembly. NCBI's taxonomy places the organism in Eukaryota, Ciliophora, Oligohymenophorea, Peniculida, Parameciidae.
UAUGAAUUAACAUCAGGAAGAUGCUGAAAUAUUUGAUAUUCCUACUUCUAAGAGAAACUCUGAACUAACAGGUAGAGCUCUUUCAUCAACCAUCUUUGCUAUUAUAUACAAUUUUGGUUGGGGCUUACUUUUUUUGCUCUUUCGUCAUUAUAGUAAAUUCUGAUUUAUUUAAAUAAGAGAUGAUUAGUCUUGUGAUAGCAUCAAUGCUUGGUCCCUAUAUGCUGAAAUAUUUUUGUUUAUGAUGGCUGGAUAUAAAUUGUAAGAACUUUAUUUUUUAUAAAGAAUUAUUGAAUUACCAAUACAAUAUAAAACUAAUGGAUUUUGGAAAGAAAAAUUAUUUGAUGUAGUCGAUUAUAUAGAGUUAUUCUUUAACAUUAUAAUUUUAAUUGGUUUAACAGUAUUUCUAAUUGAUUUAAUUAAUAGUAUGCCUAUUUACAACAUGAAGAAUGCAUACAUUUAAGAAUGUUUAUUUUAAGUUAUUUGAUUGUAACCUACUUCAUAAUAUUCAUUUGGAUUUUGACUAUGAUAUAUCUUAUUUGCAACAAAGAUGAACAAUCUAGAAGUUCAUGA